Molecule: messenger RNA, 2194 nt
Organism: Paramacrobiotus metropolitanus
Lineage: Eukaryota; Metazoa; Tardigrada; Eutardigrada; Parachela; Macrobiotidae
Product: serine/threonine-protein kinase Pink1, mitochondrial-like
Exons: 7
Coding region: 239-1816 (525 amino acids)
Biological process (GO): protein phosphorylation; regulation of apoptotic process; positive regulation of mitochondrial fission
Cellular component (GO): mitochondrion
Molecular function (GO): ATP binding; protein serine/threonine kinase activity
Source: RefSeq, a predicted model, not a curated record
CUGAAUCAUCAUUUUUGACAUCAGCUGCAGUUUAUGUUUUUCUUGCAGCGAGUAUUUUUCUUUGCGUUCUUCCAGCGUCAACGUAUUCGUCAACUCUAUCGUAUAGUUUUUGUUUUACUACCAAAUCUGUUUGAAUUUGAUUAGUCACUAGUGUGUAGUGAUUGUAGUCCGAAAGAAGCUGAUUCUGGUUGAAAAUAUUCCCAGUUAAAUUUAUCCGCAAUUUGCCCAGCAAAUCCUCAUGUCAUUACGUCAAGCCAUCGCGGGCUUCCAUCACGGGCUUCUGCGCGUCCGCGCCGGAGCCCAUCUCCGUCGGCAGAUCGGGAAUGUGGCCAAGGAGACGCCGCUGCAGGAGGCUCGGGACUUAGCCCGAUUGCGCGGCCAUUCUGCCCCGUUGACGGAAGCCAGUCCCGUCCACGCCACGCGCCUGCUGUCCUUCCCGCGCAGUCUGCGCGAUCUGGUGCAGGGCGUGCUGGCCAUGACGCCCGCCUUGUUGGGACGCAAUCGGGUGGCCACGAUCGCCGGACGGUUUACCGUGGUACGGCCGGGACGUACGCUGGCGCCGUUGAUGGGAUUUAUCGCGGCCAUGCUGCGCGAAAGCCAGACUCCCGAGUUCCGCACACAGGCGGCUUGUGUGGCUGUACGGGAUGAAGCCCACAAAUUCUCGAAAAGCGCCAUGGAAAUCGUCAAGCCCCAUUUCGAUCUGUCAUCGUUCAACAAAAUCUCCGAUUUGGAUUUUGGUCGACCAUUGGGAAAGGGAUGCAAUGCCGCUGUAUACGAAGCGCGCCUGAAAGAAGCCAGCGAAGCAGCUCGUUAUGAUUUGGCGGUGAAAGUGCUCUUCAACUACUCCGUCCAUUCUGACGCGGAUAAUGUGGAGCGAUUAUUCGAGAGUGAAUUGCUGCCGUCGCAGCUCAACCACCUCAACAUCAUCGACGUCUUCAAGGCCUGCGUCGACGAGAUGCCGGCGCUGCCGCAGUGCGAGAAGCUCUUCCCCAGCGCUCUUCCGCGUCAGCUGCACCAGCAGGGACUGGGUCGCACGCAGACCAUGUUCGUUCUCAUGAACAAAUAUUCUUGCACAUUACGGGAUAUGAUCGAAUGCGGUGGCUGUUCGUUCAAGGAAGGCCUGGCCAUCUUCGCGCAGUUGCUGGAAGGUGUUGCUAAAUUGGUGAAGGAAAACGUCGUGCAUCGGGAUAUCAAAAGCGACAAUAUUUUACUGCGUAAAUCAGAAGAUGGUCAGAUGCUGCGCGCGGUCAUCUCCGAUUUCGGCUGCAGUUUGCGAUCCUUGCGCCUGCAUUACACGACUUCGCGCAUUUCCCGCGGAGGAAAUCGUGCGCUCAUGCCACCUGAGGUGAUUAACGCUCAGCCGGGUUUACUGAGCAUCAUCGAUUAUAGUCGGGCCGAUUUGUGGUCCAUCGGGACGAUUGCCUACGAGAUCUUCGCCGGCUAUAAUCCCUUCUUCGAAGGCGAAGUCAAGCUGAACUCCGCCAGCUACGACGAAGCGGCUCUUCCCGAUUUAGACGAUGAACCGUUGAACAAUUUGAUCCAGGCCAUUUUGCGUCGCGAUCCCUACAAGCGUCCAUCACCGGCCGUGGCGGCCACCGCCUGCCAGAUGCUGUUGUGGGAUUUCCCGCUGGAUGAGAUGGGCGUGGAGGGGCCGCGGGUGGAGACGGUGCGGGUGUGGAUCAUGCAGUUGUGUGUGCAGUUGAUCUGCGGAUGCCGCGGGAAUGCCUUGAAACGCGCCCUACUGGCCACCUUCCUUAAACGUUGCAAUGUCACGGAGAUCGUGCAGGCCGGACAGGUCCUCAUCGGACAGCGAUAAACGGGGAGAAUUUUUUGAAUUUUUGGUUUGAUUUCUGGAUAGUAAGGUAAAUGCGGAAUUUUCUGUCGCAUAAGUGGAAUAAUUCUCAGUCGAAAUUAGUAGUGGAAAAGCAGAGAUCUCGUGAGCGCUGUAGUACAAAAAUUUUAAUAUUUGAAAAAAUAAACUCGUACAAAAGUUUGUCGAUAUUGUUUAGGUGUCUUUUACUGGCGUUUUUGUAUAUAAAAGUUUUAUUUCUUUGGUUUUUGGUAAUCUUCUGCUGAUCGGGUAUCAGAGAUUGAAUUUGCAUGAUGGACAACAUGAUUAUGAAGGUUGGCAGUUGAAUUGAUGUGAAAUUAAAAGGCGCUCUAAAUUAUGAAAUAAAUUUAUCUGCAACCUGGG